Messenger RNA from Saxophila tyrrhenica, 1731 nucleotides. It is a transcript of the gene SRV2, whose product is annotated as suppressor of rasval19. Gene Ontology annotation, cellular component: cytoplasm. The transcript has 3 exons. Bases 1 to 1731 code for a protein of 576 amino acids. Gene Ontology annotation, biological process: cytoskeleton organization; actin filament organization. The record is from RefSeq and is a predicted model, not a curated record. Gene Ontology annotation, molecular function: adenylate cyclase binding; actin binding. NCBI's taxonomy places the organism in Eukaryota, Fungi, Ascomycota, Dothideomycetes, Mycosphaerellales, Extremaceae.
AUGUCGGGCGACACGAUCCGUUACAGCACCAGCAGCCCCGUGGCCGUCAGCAAGGACAACCCGCUAAACUCCCUCAUCCACAGGCUCGAAGCGGCCACCUCGCGCCUCGAGGACAUUGCCAGCUCCACCCAGCCGCCGUCCAGCUUCGACCAGCAGCCCAAUGGCUCCCUCUCCGCCGCCAGCGGCGCUCCGGCCUCGAAUAGCAUGCCCGAGCUGACCGCGGCGUCCAAGGAUGGCUCGCGCGAGGACAGCACGGCGACGGUGCAGCCCGUGUCCGAGCCUUUGCCGCCGAGGAUACAGGAGAUGGAUGAGUUGAUUGGCAAGGAGGUGGCAGACUUUCAGGCAGCGGGCAAGGGUCUGGAUGCGUUGAUCGAGGAGCAGGCGUCUUCGGUCGCCAGCGCGUUCGCCGAUCAACGGCGAUUCCUCCUCACAACCACCAAGGCCAAGAAGCCUGAUCCGCAGUCCAGCGCUUUCAUGGACCUCCUUUCCGAUCUGCAGCAGGAUAUGGGUGCGGUGGGAGACAUCCGCGACAGCAACCGCGGCUCGCCCGUCAAAGAGCAUCUGGCCAUGGUGGGAGAAGGCAUAACAGCGCUCCAAUGGCUGGUGAUGGACGGGAAGCCGAACGAUUAUGUGGGUGAAGUCAUUGGUGGCGCGGAGAUGUACGGGAACAGAGUGUUGACCAAGUACCGGGAGAGCGACCAGGCCCAUGUAAAGUACGUCCGCUCCUACUACGGCCUGCUCAAAGCCCUCCAAGCGUACAUCAAAAAGCACUAUCCGACCGGCGUGACGUGGAACAACAACGGCGACGCCGAUGCAGUAGCUGUCUACCGCGACGUCGACUCCGACUCUUCCUCCACCGUCAACGGCGCUUCUGCAACACCCUCCUCAACCGGCGCACCUCCACCUCCACCACCACCGCUUCCCAACUUCGACAAAAACGCCCCACCACCACCUCCCGGCCCUGCCCCCUCCGGCACCAAAGCCGGCGCAAGCGACAUGGGCGCCGUCUUCGAACAACUCAACAAAGGCGAAUCCGUCACCGCCGGCCUGAAAAAAGUCGACAAGUCGCAAAUGACGCACAAAAACCCCUCCCUCCGCGCCAGCAGCUCCGUGGGCGAUGGUCAAGUAUCCGGCGACAUCUCGCGCUCCCGAAGUCCCGGGCCGGAAAUCAAGCCCAAACCCCCCAGCAUGCGGCAGAACAGCAGCGCCUCGCUCGCCUCCUCCCAACAACCAUCGCAGAAACCCAAACCCCAACCGAAGAAAGAACUCGACGGCAACAAAUGGCUCCUCGAAAACCACGACUCCCCCUCGCAACCCCUCACCCUGGACGUCUCCCUCACCCAGUCCGUGCUGAUAACCAAAUGCCGCGCCACCACCAUCAUCCUCCGCGGCAAAGCCAACGCCGUCUCCAUCGACAACAGCCCCAAGUGUCAGAUCCUCGUCGACACACUCGUCAGUUCCGUCGACGUGAUCAAAUGCCCAUCUUUCGCUAUCCAAAUCACGGGGAGCGUGCCGACGAUUAUGCUCGACCAGGUGGAUGGGGCGAGUGUGUUUUUGGGGAAAGAGAGUUUGGGGACGGAGGUUUUCACGAGUAAGUGUAGUGGGGUGAAUGUGGUUUUGCCGCCCGAGGAGGAGGAGGGGGAUAGUGUGGAGGUGCCGUUGCCGGAGCAGAUACGGACGGUGGUGAAGGGGGGGAGGCUGGUUAGUGAGAUCGUUGAGCAUGCUGGGUGA